Messenger RNA from Neolamprologus brichardi, 3275 nucleotides. It is a transcript of the gene erap2, whose product is annotated as endoplasmic reticulum aminopeptidase 2. Lineage: Eukaryota; Metazoa; Chordata; Actinopteri; Cichliformes; Cichlidae. Gene Ontology annotation, cellular component: membrane; cytoplasm. Gene Ontology annotation, molecular function: peptide binding; metalloaminopeptidase activity; zinc ion binding. Gene Ontology annotation, biological process: proteolysis; peptide catabolic process. The record is from RefSeq and is a predicted model, not a curated record.
GUGAAAGUUACAGCAGGGCCUUAAAGGAAGCAUGAUGAAGCUAAAAUGACUGAGGUUUAAGGAAAGAAGUCCCAAGAGCUUGCUGUUCUUGCUUUUGCUUCCUCAAUAUCAUCGUCUGACAGUCACUUCAGCGCCCUCUUAUUUUUUCCCUGUGUUCAGGAUAUGAUAGAGUGAUAUUAACGCUAUCUGUCAACCUGUCACGUCAGAGUUUGGCAUCUUUCUAAUCGGUUGUAGAAAUUCAUUUAGUCUGCAAUGGUCUCUGCCAGGCUGUUGGUGCUGUCCCUCUUUAGUGCGUCUCUGGUUGGGUCUCAGCCCACCGAGAGUUCACAACAGGUUUCAAGCCCUCCUGCUCAUCCUGCAGGGGAACCAUCUCUGAGUAUCGAUAACCUGUCCUUCCCCUGGAGUCGUCUUCGCCUACCAAAGUACAUCAUUCCUCUUCACUAUCACCUCCUCCUGCACCCCAACCUCACAAGUCUAAGUUUCACUGGCUCAGUGCAGAUUCAGAUUGAUGUGCAGAACAAUACAAACUGGGUCGUAUUACACAGCAAGGGUCUUCAGAUCUCCAAAGCCACCAUAUUAGACCAGAACCUCGCUCAUCUAUCAGAACAGGUCCUCCCAGUUCUUCAUAACCCUUCCCAUGAGCAGAUAGGCAUUUUUUCUCCCAGAGUGCUCAGCAGUGGGCAGAAGUAUUUCCUGUAUAUUGAGUUUGGAGCAGAACUUGCAGAAGGUUUCUAUGGCUUCUAUAAGAGCACCUACAGAACCAGUACAGGAGAGACCAGAACCUUGGCUUCAACUCACUUUGAGCCUACGAGUGCUCGAAUGGCAUUCCCUUGUUUCGAUGAGCCAAGCUUCAAAGCCAAUUUCUCUGUACGAAUUAGGAGACGUCCCGAGUACAUUUCUUUGUCCAACAUGCCAGUAAUCAAAACAGUUGAAGUCAGCGGCGACUUGCUUGAGGACCAGUUUGCUCCAAGUGUACAGAUGAGUACUUACCUCGUGGCGUUUGUCAUUUGUGACUUUAAGUCUGUCACUGGAACAACAUCCUCUGGGGUGCAGGUUUCCAUCUAUGCAGCCCCAGAGAAGUGGCAACAAACCCACUACGCCCUGGAGGUUGCUGUUAAAAUGCUAGACUUCUAUGAGGAGUUUUUCAACAUCCGCUAUCCUUUACCCAAACAAGAUCUGAUAGCCAUUCCAGACUUCCAGUCUGGUGCUAUGGAAAACUGGGGUCUGACCACCUACAGAGAGACCAGUCUUCUCUACGACCCCCUCACAUCCUCUGUUUCUGAUAAACUCUGGGUUACAAUGGUCAUUGGCCAUGAGCUCGCCCAUCAGUGGUUUGGCAACCUGGUGACCAUGGAGUGGUGGAACGAUAUCUGGCUGAAUGAAGGAUUUGCCAGAUACAUGGAGUACAUUUCUGUGGAAGCCACUUACCCGGACCUCAAAGUGGAGGAAUAUCUGCUGCACACCUGCUUUGCAGCUGUGGGUCACGAUUCAUUGAACUCCUCUCGGCCAAUAUCUAGCCCAGCAGAGAACCCCACUCAGAUCAAAGAGAUGUUUGACACAGUCUCUUAUGACAAAGGCGCUUGUGUCCUGCACAUGCUGCGACACUUUCUGACAGAUGAAGUGUUUCAGAGAGGGAUCGUGCGAUACCUCCGCAAGUACAGCUACAAAAAUGCACACAAUCAGGAUCUGUGGGACAGUCUGGCCAACACCUGCUCAGAGGAGGACUUCAUCUCAGGGAAACACUGUUACAGCAGUAGCCAGGCCUCCAAAAAUGCAUACCUGUUUGCUGGGGAACAUUUGAACCUAACAGCCAUGAUGAACACGUGGACUCUGCAGAAAGGUAUCCCUCUGGUAACUGUGACGAGGAAGGGGGCUCGUCUGCUGCUUAGACAGGACAGAUUCCUGAGGACAGUGCUGCCCUCUGACCCUCAGUGGUCCACUUUGCAGAAGGGUUUCCUUUGGCAUAUUCCUCUGACAUAUAAGACAGACAGUUCCAGCAUCAUCCACAGACACCUGAUGACAUCACCUACAGAUAGUAUACAUAUAGGAGAGGAAGCCAGCUGGGUUAAGGUAAACUCCGAUAUGACGGGCUAUUACAUGGUUCAUUAUGAGGAUGGUGGCUGGGAUGUGAUGACUAAACUGCUGAGGGAAAACCACACUGCUCUGAGCUACAAAGACAGAACUCAUUUGAUACACAACGCCUUUCAGUUGGUCACCGCUGGUCAUCUGCCGCUCAAUAAAGCCUUAGACUUAAUCGGUUAUCUGCUACUGGAAACGCACACAGUGCCUCUCCUCCAAGGACUGGGAUAUCUAGAAGCUUUUUACCAUCUGGUUGAGAAAAGAGAUGAGUCAGUUUUAACACAUAACCUGGGGGCAUACAUCUUGCGAUUUUUCCGUGCCGUCAUCGACCAGCAGACGUGGAGUGACAGCGGCACUGUAUCAGAGCGACGUCUUAGGACUGAGGUCCUGUCACUGGCUUGUCACUUGGAUGACCCUCCCUGUGUGAAGCGGGCACGUCAGCACUUCAGCGACUGGCUCCAGUCCAACGGAACCCUCAACCUGCCCACUGAUGUGGCAGAGACUGUGUAUUCAGUUGGAGCUCAGGAUGACCACGGCUGGCCCUCGCUCUUACACACAUACAAGAUUUCCCUCUCUGAGGCACAAAAGCACAAGAUCCUGUAUGCUUUGACCAGCAGCAAAGACACCAGCAAACUUGAAGGCCUGCUGGAGCUGGGUUUGGAGGGAAAGGUGAUUCGAUCCCAGGAUCUGUCCACUCUCAUACUAAUGGUAGCCAGAAAUCCGAAAGGACAUUACCUUGCAUGGGACUUUGUGAAAAAGAACUGGGACACACUGGUUCAGAAGUUCCAGCUGGGCUCAUUUUGCAUUAGAAACAUCAUCAUUGGCACCACAAGUCAGUUUUCCUCUCCAGAAGAACUCACUGAGGUGCAGUCAUUCUUUGAGUCCAUCAAAGAACAGGCUUCUCAGCUGAGAGCUACUCAGAUUGCCCUGGACAAUGUACUGAAAAAUGUCCGCUGGGUUCAGCGGAACCUGGAGACGCUCAGAAAAUGGCUGAAUGAGCAGAUGCAGUAAAAGACAGCAGGGACAAAGGUGGUGGCUUUAACAUACCACAGAGGGACUAUCUCACAGUGUUUUUUUUUAUUUGUUUUUUAUUCAGAAAUGUAUAUGCUUGAAAUCACUGAAGGGUUGACAGACUUGUAAAUACAAAACAUGUGAAUUUCAGGGAAUUUGUUCAUUAAAACAAGAACUAAAAAUUA